Phalaenopsis equestris is the source of this 1434-nucleotide messenger RNA. RefSeq names its product tyrosine/DOPA decarboxylase 2-like. Gene Ontology annotation, biological process: amino acid metabolic process. Gene Ontology annotation, molecular function: pyridoxal phosphate binding; carboxy-lyase activity. Lineage: Eukaryota; Viridiplantae; Streptophyta; Magnoliopsida; Asparagales; Orchidaceae. The record is from RefSeq and is a predicted model, not a curated record.
UGUCCCCUUUCCAUUUCCCCAGAGCUUCGGAAAAUGGGCAGUCUUCCCACCGAACCAUUCCUGCCACUAGACCCUGACCACUUCACCACAGAAUCCAAAGCCGUCGUCGACUUCAUCGCCGACUACUACCGCCAAAUAGAGCUCUUCCCUGUUCGCAGCCAAGUAAAGCCCGGCUAUCUCCAUGACCGCAUUCCAAACACACCCCCCAUUCUCUCCGAACCCAUCACCACAAUCCUCCACGACAUCAAAACAGACAUCUUUCCCGGACUAACCCACUGGCAAAGCCCCAAUUUUUAUGGCUACUACCAAGCCAAUGCCAGCACUCCCGGUUUCACCGGAGAGCUGCUCUGUUCCGGCCUGAACGUGGUCGGCUUCACCUGGAUCGCUUCCCCUGCCGCCACUGAACUCGAAACCAUCGUCAUGGACUGGAUGGCCAACAUGCUCAAACUCCCAUCAACCUUCCUUUCCGGGCACCUCCGCUGCGGCGGCGGCGUUAUCCACGGCAGCACGUGCGAAGCGGUGCUCUGCACUCUCGCCGCGGCUAGAGAUAAGGCUUUGAGCAAGUGCGACGGCGAAGGGAUCACGAAGCUGACGGUAUACGUCUCCGACCAGACACAUUUUACGGUUCAGAAGGCGGCGAAGUUGGUCGGAAUCCCGGCGCGGAACUUGCGGGUGAUAUCGACCUCCGGGGAAACAGGGUAUGCGUUGACGGCGGAGAGUGUGAGGGCGGCCAUGGAUUCUGAUCUUGCGGCGGGGAUGGUGCCGUUGUAUUUGUGUGGCACGGUGGGGACGACGGCUGUGGGGGCGGUGGACCCCAUAAGGGAGAUCGGNNNNGUUGCGAGGGAGUUCGGGGCGCGGUUUCACGUGGACGCGGCGUGUGCGGGGAGCGCUGGGAUUUGCCCUGAGUUCCGGCGGUUCUUUGAUGGACUGGAGACGGCUGAUUCCUUUAGCUUCAAUCCGCAUAAAUGGCUGCUCGCGAACAUGGACUGUUGUUGCCUUUGGGUAAGAUGUGCCGCGAAACUCGUAGACUCGUUAUCGAUCAAGUCGGAUAUAUUGACAAACAGUGCAAGCGAAGAUGGCGGUGUGAUCGACUACAAAGAUUGGCAGAUCGCACUGAGUCGUAGGUUUCGUGCAAUAAAGCUUUGGGGAGUCAUCAGGCGAUUUGGUGUGGCAAAAGAUAUUGAUGAGGAUGGGGGGAGGAAAUGUUGGGAGAUGAACAGGAGGUUGCUUGAUUCGGUGAACGAAAGUGGGCGGGCAUUCAUGACCCAUGCGGUUGUUGGCGGGCAAUUUGUGCUGCGUUUUGCGGUUGGCACCACGUUGACGGAGAAACGGCAUGUGGAGGAGACAUGGAGGUUCAUUCAGGAGAAGGCCAGUGAGUUGUUAAUGAUGACAAAGGACUUGGGUGGUUAUAAUCUCAAAACACUCCAAGUUUAA